Messenger RNA from Folsomia candida, 591 nucleotides. RefSeq lists its product as uncharacterized. The transcript has 3 exons. The record is from RefSeq and is a predicted model, not a curated record. Lineage: Eukaryota; Metazoa; Arthropoda; Collembola; Entomobryomorpha; Isotomidae. Bases 55 to 393 code for a protein of 112 amino acids.
UUAUAACAAUGGAGCGGCGACAUAUAUUUUUUGUAUAAAUAGCAACCCUCCCCAAUGCAUCGAGUAUCAAAACGAAUCCAGCCUCUAAACCAAGAAGUUAACAAAACCUUAAAAAAUCAAAACGUCAAAAUGCAGAGAGUAACUGUCGCCCUUGUCAUUCUCGCCGUGAUGGGUGUGGUCACUGCAAGUGCAGAGUUUCGAGAACCGGAAGUUUACAAAAGGAUUAAAAAUUUUUUGCCGAAUUACAUCGGAGCUGGAAACUACACCGAGGAAUCGAAAGCUAACCAAUGCUACCAAUGCUCACCUCCGUGUUCAUCGUAUGCUUGCUGCGCUGGUGAUUUUCCACAGUGUUGUUCCAUCAAUGGGGUUUGUGGAUACUGCUGCCGAGGAUGAGUAUGGAUUUAAAUGUAUGUAAAUGGUGCCGUAAGGAAAGUGUUCUGUUACGAAAAUUGACAAUAAGGUCAAACUUGAGAUAUGAGUAAUUUAAUUGUAUCACUUAUCAAUUUAUUUUGCAACAUCCCUACUUAAAAUUGAUGAUUAUUAAUAUGCCAACUAUGCAAUAAAUUGAAACAACUAUUCGCUUUAAACAGA